This is a messenger RNA of Balaenoptera acutorostrata (minke whale), 375 nucleotides long. RefSeq names its product small integral membrane protein 20. Gene Ontology annotation, cellular component: mitochondrial inner membrane. Gene Ontology annotation, biological process: mitochondrial respiratory chain complex IV assembly. NCBI's taxonomy places the organism in Eukaryota, Metazoa, Chordata, Mammalia, Artiodactyla, Balaenopteridae. The coding region runs from base 1 to 204 and encodes 67 amino acids. The transcript is spliced from 2 exons. The record is from RefSeq and is a predicted model, not a curated record.
AUGACCCUGAACCUGCGCACCACGCUCAUUUUCGGCGGCUUCAUGUCCCUGAUCGGCGCCGCCUUCUACCCCAUCUACUUCCGGCCCCUAAUGCGGCUGGAGGAAGCUAAGAAGGAACAAGCCAUAAAUCGAGCUGGUAUCGUCCAAGAAGAUGUGCAGCCACCAGGGUUAGAAGUGUGGUCGGAUCCAUUUGGCAGGAAAUGAAAAGGCUAUCACCACCUCUGAUUAUGAAAGUAGACAGAGUCUUCAUGCUUUCAGUUCUGCAGCAAGUACAAUAAAUCACCUGGCUAAAGAACGAUGGCUGGGGAAGAAAACUCUAGAAGGUUGUAAAGAAGAGUACUGUGCACCAGGAUUAAUUCCCUUCUUAAGUAUCAA